GGGAGGCGGGUCUUAGCUCCAGGUGCGUACGGCGGCUGAAGUGGCGGAUCUGCGAGGUGUGGGGAGAGGGCUUCGGAUCCAGGUGUGGAGAGGGGCGGUGUGAAGGCGUAAAGAGCGGCUCCGCCCCUCUCUGGCCCAGAAAGUGGUUCCGGUGAUCCCUGGGAAUCUUGGAGUACCGGAUCUGGAUACGUGGGGCGGGGUCCUCGGAGGGGACUCAGCGCCCCCUCUUGGGAACCGGCGGUCUCGUCGCAGGGACCGUUGUUGGAGCCUGAUUGGUUGCAGAGACAAUUCCUAAACUCCUGGGCAGCCCAAUCCCUUGGGGGAGGGGGACGGGAGGCCCCCCCCUCCAGCGCCCCCUCCCCCCCCCCCCCCCCCCGGCUUACUAUUCCUGCGUUCCCUAUCAUCGCAAGGCCCCUCCCCUAGUAGCCUAUGUCUCUUGUUCGGGGUCAUGGAGACAUUUCGGCCACCACGGCGGCGCCUCUGUCUGAAGAAGGGGAAGUGACCUCUGGCCUCCAAGCUCUGGCCGUGGAGGAUACCGGAGGCCCCUCUGCUUCGGCCAAUAAAGCCGAAGAAGAGGGGGAAGGAGGCCGGGAGGAGACGGAGCAUGAGGGGUCCGGGGCUGAGGAGGUGCAGGGAGAAGCCCCCAGUGCUGACGGGGAAGAGCAGGCCAAGGGAGAAUCCGAAGACUGGUACGUGCCCUGCAGUGAUGAGGAGGUGGAGCUGCCCGCGGAUGGGCAGGCCUGGAUGCCUCCCCCCUCCGAAAUCCAGCGGCUCUAUGAACUUCUGGCUGCCCACGGUACCCUGGAGCUUCGGGCUGAGAUCCUGCCCCGCCGGCCACCGACGCCUGAGGCCCAGAGUGAAGAGGAGAGAUCCGAUGAGGAGCCUGAGCCCAAAGAGGAGGAAGAGGAAAAACCACACAUGCCUACAGAAUUUGACUUUGAUGAUGAGCCAAUGACACCAAAGGACUCCCUGAUUGACCGGAGACGCACCCCAGGGAGCUCAGCCCGGAGCCAGAAACGGGAGGCUCGCCUGGACAAGGUCCUCUCAGACAUGAAGCGGCACAAAAAGCUGGAGGAACAGAUCCUUCGCACUGGCAGGGACCUCUUCAGCCUGGACUCCGAGGACCCCAGCCCCACCAGCCCCCCACUCCGGUCCUCAGGGAGUACUCUCUUCCCCCGGCAGCGGAAAUACUGACUGCUGCUCCUUCCGCCACCUUUAGGAUGCAGGGUGUACGCGUCCUGAGACCUGGGCCCUCCUUCCCUAACCCAGGGCACUGGGGAAGAGGACAGAGACUCCCAAGCUCCCAACACCGCACCUUGCCAGAAGGAGGACAUGUGUGUAUUUACGUUUUCUGGUGAACAUCUCUUUGGAGAACCUGGGUUGACUUUUCUGAAUCUAAAAUAAAAAACACAAAGUUA
This is a messenger RNA of Leopardus geoffroyi (Geoffroy's cat), 1418 nucleotides long. RefSeq names its product PAXIP1 associated glutamate rich protein 1 (gene PAGR1). The record is from RefSeq and is a predicted model, not a curated record. The transcript is spliced from 3 exons. NCBI's taxonomy places the organism in Eukaryota, Metazoa, Chordata, Mammalia, Carnivora, Felidae. Bases 430 to 1194 code for a protein of 254 amino acids.